AUGGGGCACCGUGGACGCAUGCCGCACAACAACAUCAUGUCGAGCAGCGACACGCUCAAGAUGACGGGCAUCUGGAAGAACACGAUCGGAUAUGACCCGUACGCUGCGGAUGGCGAAGGCCAGGACCCAGGGCAAUCCGCGUCCUCGAUCGAGCGCGCCAAGGGCUUCAUGGCGCUCGCCAAGCUCUCCAACAAGGCGUCGCUCGUCGUCGCGUCGCAAAACUUCAAGCGCCAGUUCAAUUCCGGCAAAGACCGGAAGGCGCAUCUCCCACACGUGCUUUCGCGGCUGAGCGCGACGCUGCCAGCCCACGCGAUACUACCGCUCUCCGUGCACGACGACACGCAGAAGGUAGUCCGAAGCAUCGUGCCCACGGAAGGCACGGUGUUCUCCACGAAAGCUCGGGCGCCGACAAUGGUUUUCUUCGAGACGAUCGCGGUCACCGAGACAACGACGGCGCGUCAUCGAUCCGACGCGGUGAAUGCCGCAGCGCCGACGUCGUACCUCCUGGAUGCGUUUCUGGACGCGGACCUCGGGCGCGACCGUCGAGUGUCGGUCGCCGGUCGCAGCCACAGCCGAAGCACGCCACUCGCCCUCAAGCUCCUAGAAGGCGACGACGACAACGAUAGCAGCUGCAACAACAGCAAGACGAUGAUGAUAGUGGUGGCGGAGGCCAACCCAGCCGAGACGCUGCCAGAGUCGUUUAUGGAGAAGCGCACGCGGCUCCAAGCGCAGAGCCUCCACCGCUCGGAACUGGGGUGGGACCUGGUGCCGGUCAUUGCCAAGAGCUUUGACGACAUGCGUCAAGAAGUGUUUAUCAUGCAGCUUUUGCACAUCUUUCUCGAGUGCUUUCGCGAGACGGAGCUCGUGCUGCGCCCGUACACCAUUCUGUGCUGCGGCGACGACUGCGGGCUCAUGCAAGUCUUGCUGGACGCCGACUCGGUCUCGGACGUCAAGAAGCGUCAUCCAGGAGUGUCUCUCGACGCCAUCUUUGCGGCGCGGUACCCGACCCGCGAGCGGCUGGCGGUGGCCCGCGACAACUUUAUUCGGUCCAUGGCCGCGUACAGCCUUUUUUGCUACAUUCUACAAGUGCCCGACUGCAUCAAGGAUCGCCACAACGGCAACGUCAUGCUGCACGUGGACGGCACGAUCUUGCACAUUGAUUUUGGCUUUGCGUUUGGUAUUGCCCCGGGCGGUCGGUUUAGCUUUGAGCGAGCGCCAUUCAAGCUCACGGAAGAGAUGGUGCUGACCAUGGGCGGCAAGGAAAGCCCGGGCUACCAGCGUUUUCUGCGGCUCCUUGGCGACGGUCUCUUAGCCCUCCAGCACCACGCGCCUCAUCUUGGCGCUUGUGAGCAUGACGGCGAAAAAUCACCGUUUCCGUGCUUUGUGGGGCAAAAUGUCCCGCUGCUCCUCCGCCGGCUACAAGAUCGCCUCUGUGUGGGCGCGUCUGACAGCGAAGUUCGGCUCCACGCUCAGCGACUGGCCGACCAGAGCUGCAACAGUCUGCGCACCCGCCUGUACGACCGGUACCAGUACCACUCAAACGGGUAUGUUAGUUAA
Molecule: messenger RNA, 1557 nt
Organism: Saprolegnia parasitica CBS 223.65
Lineage: Eukaryota; Oomycota; Saprolegniomycetes; Saprolegniales; Saprolegniaceae
Exons: 11
Coding region: 1-1557 (518 amino acids)
Biological process (GO): phosphatidylinositol phosphate biosynthetic process; phosphatidylinositol-mediated signaling
Cellular component (GO): cytoplasm; membrane
Molecular function (GO): 1-phosphatidylinositol 4-kinase activity
Source: RefSeq, a predicted model, not a curated record